Protopterus annectens (West African lungfish) is the source of this 474-nucleotide messenger RNA. Its product is annotated as tyrosine-protein phosphatase non-receptor type substrate 1-like. Lineage: Eukaryota; Metazoa; Chordata; Ceratodontiformes; Protopteridae. Gene Ontology annotation, cellular component: plasma membrane. The transcript has 2 exons. The coding region runs from base 58 to 474 and encodes 138 amino acids. The record is from RefSeq and is a predicted model, not a curated record.
CAUUAUAUACUUUUUGUUAGAAUUCAACUAUCUUGUAAUACAGCCGCAGAUCACAACAUGCAGUACUGGGAUUAUGCAUUCAGCCUCCUCUUCCUUUUGAUUCCUUUAUGCAUUCUCAAAGGUACUUAUGGACUAAUGAUAUACCAGACCCCCCCAUCUAUUUCUGUCAGUGAAGGCGAUACUGUCACAAUGAACUGCACUUUGUCAGAAGAAUCUCUCGGGCCUGUCCGAUGGUACAAGGGGAGCAUUCAGUCUCAGCAGCUCCUGUACUCACAGUCUGAAAGUGAGAAACCAGACCAACGAGUGAGUAAGACUGUAAAGGAAGGCCCUACAAGAAAUACUGAUCAUUCCAUCCAAUUUACAGCUAUACGCUUGGAAGAUGCUGGAGUGUAUUACUGUGUGAAGUUCAAAUCUGACAAGGUAACUGUGGCUGCAAAUGGAUCAGGAACACACCUUUAUGUGAACAGUAAGUAA